CGUAUCAGAUCCUGACGACAUGAAUUUAUUAAAUUUACACAACUGAUUUCUAAUCUGCUUGAAUGAAUCGUACCGUCAGGCAGAUGUGUAGCAAUGAAAAAUCUGUUCGCAUCAAUCAACAGUCAACCAAGUUCUCGGCAUUAAAAUUCAUUCUUCCAGCCUCAAAUUUUAAAAUCUUAACGAUCUAUCAGAUUGUACUUUUGAUAAAAUGAAGUCAAGACUUUUCUUCUUUUAUAUCACACUAUGGUGUUUCAAUUGGGCAGCAGAAGUAGAAUCAAUGAACCAUAAAGCUUUAAUUUUCAAUCAAGAAGAUAAACAGCUCAUGGAACUGAGAGAUGAUGAUGAAUCUUCAAAAUGUACCCAUUGCAUCACCGCCUGCCCUCUUUCUUCACAAAUCAUAAAGAGAGCUUCAAUAAGUGGGUAUGGAUUACUUUUACAAGAAGUCUACAAAAAUGCAGAAAUCCCGAAGAAAAUCAAAACCGAUAUCUGUGAAAACCCAAUAACACCGUCGAUAAUUUGGGAUCCGAUAUCUGAAGUAUUUCAGAUAGGUUACGAGUUGUUUUACAAAGAAGGUGAUGUUGAUCUAAUAGACCCGGAUUAUGACGAUUUGAAUAGUGUUAUAAAUGGCGAACCAAAUCCACAUACGAGAGAACUUAUCAAUGAUGAAUUUAUCACAACAUAUUACGAAGACUGUUAUUCAAAAUUUGACAUUACAGAAGACCCAGACUCCACAGUAACAAUGAUAUUUUAUUGGAUAUCUGUGCUGAAGAUUGAAAUCUUCCCUUCUGGAAACCGAAGACAUGUUACAUUGUCAAAGGACGUUAUUAAUGAUUACUUCCAUAAAGAGCGAGUAAUAUUCCACUGCGAAAAUUAUUAUUUAAGCGUUGGCACCGAGAUAGUGCCAUUAGAACGCGAACAGGUCGAGCUCGAACAUUCAGCAGAUGGUAAUCGUUUAGAAAAAACUCAAAUUAUGCCAAUGCACAUGCUCCAUACGUUAUCAGGAAGACUGGCUAGUUGCAUGUACGCCAACAUAGCAUUUAUUUGGGAUAACGUUGCGAAUGGUCAAUUGCAAGAAGUUGAUUUACUCCUCUAUGCCUUGUACAAAAAAUUCCCUUCCCACAUAAAUAUAGAUUUUGGAGUAAAAGGCGAUCAAACAGAUGUCAGUCCAGAGUUAACAGCUUCAGAACAUAAGCUUUUUCGCAAGUACCCGAUUCCCGAAAUUAUGUAUCGAAUUGUCACGUGGACUGACGGAGUACACGUUCUGAAGGUCGUUGUUGUAAUUCAUAAUGAUUCAAAACCUGUACUAGAAGAGGAUCGAGUUUGUUUAGAUAAAGAUCAACUAAGAGGUUGGGAAGAUAUACAGAGCCCUGAUACCGAUACCACGAAGGGAACAAGUUACGUGUGUCCUAUGUCAGAGAGAUCAAUACAGAAAUUAGUACUUAUCCGAGAUCUUACUAAGGAAUCUUUCAGCUUGACUAGUUUUCCUAAAAAUGACGAUUUCGAUUGGCAUGUAAUUUUCACUGAUGCGAGUAAGGAUAUUCGAGCUGAAUUUAAUCGGCUUAAACAUUUAAAAACGUAGAUAGAGAGGGAGGGAGAAUGGUGGUAGCAGUUGCAGGAACCUCUACCUCUCCAGCAGAAUAGAAAAAUGUGGGUUGAAAUUUAAAUUUUAAAUUAAAAUAUAAUGAAUUUAUGAUCAUGUUUCUCUUUGUUUUAUCAUUCAAAAAAUAAAAUAUUAUUGAUUGUUCAA
This is a messenger RNA of Planococcus citri (citrus mealybug), 1747 nucleotides long. RefSeq lists its product as uncharacterized. The transcript has 6 exons. NCBI's taxonomy places the organism in Eukaryota, Metazoa, Arthropoda, Insecta, Hemiptera, Pseudococcidae. Bases 209 to 1579 code for a protein of 456 amino acids. The record is from RefSeq and is a predicted model, not a curated record.